GGCGGGACUUUGGCUUUGACUCUGUUUGAAGGGGCUGUGAAAACAUGGCUGAUGCUACAUGUGGUGACAGAGAAGAAAAUGGGUGUUUUGGGGAAAGCUUCAUCAUGGUCCUGGUGUGUCUAAUCUUCAGUGUCUUGUCAACUAUAGAACAAUAUGCUGAAUUUGCCACUGGAACCCUCUUCUGGAUGGAGAUUGUGCUGGUGCUGUUCUUUGGCACAGAGUAUGUGGUCCGGCUGUGGUCGGCAGGCUGUCGCAGCAAAUAUGCAGGCAUCAAAGGACGUCUCCGCUUUAUCCGGAAGCCCAUAUCAAUCAUAGAUGUGAUAGUGGUCAUCGCCUCAAUCAUUGUGCUCGGGGUAGGGUCCAAUGGCCAAGUGUUUGCCACAUCUGCCAUCAGAGGCAUCCGUUUCCUCCAAAUCUUGCGCAUGCUACAUGUGGAUCGACAGGGAGGAACGUGGAGGCUCCUGGGGUCUGUAGUCUUUAUUCAUCGACAGGAGCUGAUCACUACCCUGUACAUCGGCUUUCUGGGCCUGAUCUUUUCUUCCUAUUUUGUCUACUUGGCCGAGAAGGAUGCUGUGGAUGAGGAGGGCAAGACAGGUUUCUCCAGCUAUGCUGAUGCCCUGUGGUGGGGCGUGGUGACUGUCACCACCAUCGGCUAUGGUGACAAAAUUCCUCAGACGUGGAUAGGCAAGGCCAUUGCUUCCUGCUUCAGUGUCUUUGCCAUCUCCUUCUUUGCUCUGCCAGCUGGUAUCCUGGGCUCAGGGUUUGCUCUGAAGGUCCAACAGAAGCAGAGACAGAAGCAUCCCUCAUCCAGACACUAUGGAGAUGCUAUGCAGCAGAGAAACCAGGUGGCUGUGAAGUUACAUGGAAAAUGUAUGUCCUAACUCCAGAGGCUGUCACCACACUGGAAUCUGGCAGCACUAGCCCUAACAUCAAGAAAUUUAACAUACCG
Messenger RNA from Monopterus albus (swamp eel), 949 nucleotides. RefSeq names its product potassium voltage-gated channel subfamily KQT member 1-like. The record is from RefSeq and is a predicted model, not a curated record. Bases 45 to 881 code for a protein of 278 amino acids. The transcript has 9 exons. Gene Ontology annotation, cellular component: voltage-gated potassium channel complex; membrane. Gene Ontology annotation, biological process: potassium ion transmembrane transport. Gene Ontology annotation, molecular function: voltage-gated potassium channel activity. Lineage: Eukaryota; Metazoa; Chordata; Actinopteri; Synbranchiformes; Synbranchidae.